CUGCAAAACUGCGACAAAGCAAUGCAAUGGUGGCUCGAGAACGGAAGACGACGGAAGAGAGAGUGAAGAAUCGGGCCUUCAGGUGGUGGACGGCGAAUUGAACGGAUCGAAAUUUGAUAGAAAUCGUCAGUGGCCGACGGAGAAGAUAGUGAUGAAAUGAAAUAAGAGACUGCGGAGUCUUAAACCUUUCGAAAACAAAAUAAAAAAAAUAAAAAAGGUUUUAUAAAAGUUCAUUAUUAAUUUAUUACUUAAGUAUUAAUAUUUCUUUUCAUUUUGACAAAAAUAUGUCAUUACAGUUGACGACGUAUAAAAUUUUUAGACGACCUUUAAUUUUGUAAUUGAAAAGCCUCUGCUGCUGUGGAAAUAAAUAGUAUGAAAUAACUCGAUUAAAAAAUAAUAAUUUUUGAACAAAUAAUAUUAUUAUAUUAAGAAAUGAGAAAUUAACUAAACCUUAUAACGAACGAGUCGAAGUUAGGACUUUUCAAAUAAGAAAUACAGACCGUACUAACUAACAAAUCAAUACAUAAGCCUAAAACCCUACGAAAUAAAAAAAUUGAAAAACCCUGCAAAUCUCCGUCUCUCGGCAGCAUCCCUCUCUUCAUUCGAACAUCAAACCGUUCUCUUCUCUCUCUCCCUCCUCCGAGAAAUGAAUUUGCGGCACUUGAUUUCCAGGCAAGCAGUAAACAAUGCUUCAAAAGUCAGUGGAACGUUGCCAUCGCUGCAUGCUUUCACAACCAUAGCAGCAGACCCAGUACCUCAUUACUUUCGUCUACCCGGCUAUGGCGGCUCUAAACCACUCAAGAACCCUAAUUUCCCAAAACCCAUUUCCCCAUUUCACCGGUACAUUCACUCUGCUCAAGCUCAAGCACAAGCUGUUGAUUCCGAGGAUUCCGAGCAGGAGGAAGACGGAGCCGUUCGCGAUUUCCUGUCCCGGUUCGUGUGGAUCAUGCGACAGAAGCUCUCCGAAUCGUACCUGGGAUCCGAUAAGGCAACCGUCGACGGCAUGCUGUUGAUUAUUGUGGAGAGAGUUGUGGCGGAGAUGGAGAAGGGCGGCAUUGAGCAGAUGCUCGGUUCGUCGCAGUACACCGAUUAUUUUAGUGAGGAUUUGUGGAGGACGGUGUGGGAGGUGAGCAAUAUGGUGUUGGAGGACAUGAGGAGGGAGGCGAAAAAGGAGAAGAUGAAGGGUUUUUUACAGGAAGAGGAGGUGAAGGAGAUGUGCAGAUUUGCCGGUGAAGUCGGAAUUCGAGGGGAUAUGCUUAGGGAGCUGAGGUUCAAGUGGGCACAAGAGAAGAUGGAGGAAACUGAGUUUUAUCAGAGCUUGGAGCGGCUUCGAGAGGGGGACAAGAAGGCGGAGGAAGCAGGGGAGGAAGCAGAGGGAAUGCAAGGUGAAGCCACAGGGGAAGAGGUGAAGUCUAAGGUUGUUUCACUUCCGAAGAGGCGAGGGAAGAUCAAGUACAAUAUAUAUGGUCUUGAUCUGUCUGACCCCAAGUGGGUAGAUGUGGCUGAUAGAAUCCAUGAGGCUGAAGAGAUCACUUGGCCUCAGGAACCGAAAUCCAUAUCCGGGAAAUGCAAAUUGGUAACUGAGAAAAUUAUUCAAACGAAUGUGGCGGAUGACCAGUCUCCGCUUUUGGCUGAAUGGAUAGAGCUGCUUCAACCUAGUAGGGUUGAUUGGCUCAAUUUGCUCGAUAGAUUGAAAGAGCAGAACACUGCCUUGUACUUCAAGGUCGCAGAACUUGUACUGGAUGAGAAAUCCUUCCAGACAAACAUUCGUGACUAUUCAAUUCUUAUCGAUGCCCAUGCAAAAGAGAACCAUCUAGAAGAUGCUGAGAGAAUUUUGAAGAAGAUGAAUGAAAAUGGUAUCGUGCCUGAUAUUUUAACUACCACUAGUUUGGUUCACAUGUACAGCAAGGUAGGCAAUCUUGACGGUGCCAAACAAGCAUUUGAAAGCCUAAGGAGCCAGGGCUUCAAACCAGAUGUCAAGGUCUACAAUCUGAUGAUCAUGGCAUAUGUAAAUGCUGGCCAACCGAAAUUUGGAGAGUCAUUGAUGAGAGAGAUGGAAGCAAGAGACAUCAAACCCACAAAAGAAAUCUUCAUGACAUUGCUUCGGUCAUUUGCACAACAGGGUGAUAUUGGUGGAGCGGGACGAAUUGCCAAUAUUAUGCAGUUUGCAGGGUCCCAGCCGACAUUGGAGUCUUGUACACUGCUUGUAGAGGCAUAUGGGAAAGCUGGCGACCCUGAUCAGGCAAGGAGCAACUUCGAUUACAUGAUGAAAGUUGGGCACAGGCCUGAUGACAGAUGCACUGCAAGCAUGCUUGCAGCUUAUGAAAAAAAGAAUUUACUGGAUAAAGCGCUGAAUCUGUUAACACAGCUUGAAAAGGAUGGAUUUGAGCCUGGAGUUGCCACUUACUCUGUUCUUAUAGAUUGGUUGGGUAAAUUGCAGCUAGUUGGUGAGGCUGAACAACUAUUGGGAAAGAUUGCCGAGCAGGGUGAGGCUCCUCCACUAAAAGUUCAUAUAGGCCUUUUUGAUAUGUACGCUAAGGCUGGAGUCGAGAAAAAGGCACUCCAAGCUUUGGGAGUAUUGGAGGCUAAGAAGGAUCAAUUGGGUUCAGAGGAGUUUGAGAGGAUCAUAAAUGGGCUUAUAGCUGGUGGGUUUGUGCAGGAUGCUCAUAGGGUACGCGGUCUGAUGGAGGCCCAGGGUUUUGCUCCGUCAGAGCCACUUAAGAUGGCCCUAAUGGCAUCUCAAGCUUUUGGGCGCAAAAGGCCCUCAAUGAGAAGAUAGCUUGAGGGGCCUUGACAGAUGCUUCACAAUCUUUUGGCUGCAAGACCACUGUUAAGAUGUUUUGUAGUUUAGGAAUUCAUAGCUUUUUGGCCGCACGUUGUCAGAUAAAAGGUUCUAUUCGUUGCAUUAUCAUUAUGAUACUUACCUUGUUUCCAAUGCUUACAUGGACAGAAUGCAAGUCAGGUUUUGGAGCCAGAAUUGGUAAUAAGUUGUUUGAAUGCACUAAAUGACUAGGCUGAUUUAGUUUUGCAA
Molecule: messenger RNA, 3031 nt
Organism: Pyrus x bretschneideri (Chinese white pear)
Lineage: Eukaryota; Viridiplantae; Streptophyta; Magnoliopsida; Rosales; Rosaceae
Product: pentatricopeptide repeat-containing protein At5g39710-like
Exons: 2
Coding region: 647-2779 (710 amino acids)
Molecular function (GO): protein binding
Source: RefSeq, a predicted model, not a curated record